AUGAGCACCGUCGUGAGAAGUGUUGUCAAUCAUCAGGUGAGAUUCAAGACAACCUAUGCUGUUCCCACUAGAGGAAAGGAAACACUUCACGAUAAAUUGAGAGGAACCAGUACAGCAGAUGUCGGCUUCCCUGUGAAUGAAUCGAUGUCCGUUGCUGUAUGGGCAAAAGGUUAUACCAGAGUCAUACAAAUCAAUCGCCCUCGAGAAUCCAAUAGAAUUACAUCCGAAGUUUCCCGAGACAUGUUACAUCAGUUCAAGAUAUUGGACAAAAAUCCAAUGAUUCAACUUAUUUCAUUCACUGGUAUUGGAAAUGGAUUUUUAAGUGCUGGAUAUGAUGCAAGAGAACUUGAACACUUAAUGGAUAAGGGUGAUUAUGAAACAAUUUAUUCUUUGAUUAGAAAUUCUCACAAACUUGCUUACUAUGCUGGAAAUUGUGAGACAACAACAUUGAGCGUUAUUAAUGGACUUAUGAUUGGUGCUGGUGCUUCUAUUGCAAGUUCUGCCAAUUAUUCUGUAGCCACCCCAGGCUCAAUUUUCGCUGCUCCAGAGGCAUCCUUGGGUUACUUUCCAGAUUGUGCUAUUACUUUCUUACUUUCUGAAAUGAAUCAAAAGCAUGCAGGCCUUGGCACUUUCCUUGGCCUCACAGGUGCCCAAAUUAAGUCUUCUGACUUGAUCCAUUGUGGUCUAGCUAAUGCUUUUGGAUUAGAAAGUGUUGCCCAAUACUUGGCGGAACGAAUUCUUAAUAUCCAGACGACGGUGACACAACAAGAAAUUCAUGAUUGUAUUGUUGAAACCACAGAAACAGCUGUGCCUCCUUUAUCAUUCGGAUUUGAAUUAUACAAGAUUAAGGAACAUUUCUCAAAUAAGAAGAGUGUUGAAGAAAUUUUACAAUCGCUUAAAAAUACUAGCAAUGAUAUUAACAAGACAAAGCCUGAAAGAGAAUGGGCAACUCGUGUUUUGACCACCAUGGAACAAUUAUCUCCAUUGAGCUUAAAGAUAACUUUCAGAGCUAUUACUGAAUGUGACAACGGUUUGAGCGCCAAUGAAACCUAUCAAAGAGACUAUCGCAUUGCAUCUCGAUUAGUCAAGUCUAAAGAUUUCAGACAGGGCUUGGGAGCUGUGUUGAGAGGUACUGAGCCUGUGUGGGAACAUGAAUCAGUUGAAAAAGUUUCUGACAGUGUUGUUGAGUCUUACUUCAGACCAUUUGAAUUUGAACAUGACAAGGAUUGUGAUUUGCAAUUACCUGACGAAGUAUUCCUUGAGGAUCAAAUCCUUUAUCAAAUCUCUAAAAGGAAAUUGGUUGAAAUUGCUAGAAAGUAA
Messenger RNA from Naegleria lovaniensis, 1320 nucleotides. RefSeq lists its product as uncharacterized. Gene Ontology annotation, molecular function: 3-hydroxyisobutyryl-CoA hydrolase activity. Lineage: Eukaryota; Heterolobosea; Eutetramitea; Acrasida; Naegleriidae. Gene Ontology annotation, cellular component: mitochondrion. The record is from RefSeq and is a predicted model, not a curated record. The coding region runs from base 1 to 1320 and encodes 439 amino acids. The transcript is spliced from 6 exons. Gene Ontology annotation, biological process: L-valine catabolic process.